Messenger RNA from Drosophila navojoa, 319 nucleotides. RefSeq names its product NADH dehydrogenase (ubiquinone) MLRQ subunit (gene ND-MLRQ). Gene Ontology annotation, cellular component: respiratory chain complex IV. The record is from RefSeq and is a predicted model, not a curated record. Lineage: Eukaryota; Metazoa; Arthropoda; Insecta; Diptera; Drosophilidae.
UACACGUAUAUCAUGCAGGGGCUCGGAUUACAAAGUCUUAAAAAGAACCCAGCGUUGAUUCCGCUAUACGUUUGCGUGGCUGCUGGAGCGAUUGGAGCCGUUUAUUAUAUGACUCGCUUAGCUACAAGGAAUCCGGAUGUUACAUGGAAUCGCUCAUCCAAUCCAGAACCAUGGCAAGAAUAUAAGGAUAAGCAAUACAAGUUUUACUCUCCCAUAAGAGAUUAUUCUAAGACGAAGAGUGCAGCGCCGAAAUUCGAAGAAUAAAUUUGUCGAAUGCUGUUAAAUUAAUUGUCAGAAUAAAUGCAUUAAAGUGCUUAUA